AUGAAUAACGUCAUGCAACAAUCUCUCAUUUCAACCUCAGUCCUUCUCCUUGCAAUUACUUUCUACACCACCACCACUUUAGCCCAACUCUCACCAAUUCAACCUCCAACAACAACAGCAUCAUCACCACCCUUACCAACAACAGCAUCACCACCAUUACCGGCAACAACAGCAACAGCACCAACACCAGGACUAAACACAGUUCCACUUGUACCGACAACACCAACUGGUGCACCAUCACCCCUCAUCCCAAAAGGACCUACCAUUGACAUAAUCAGCAUCCUCCAAAAAGCAAAGAGAUUCUCUGUCUUAAUCCGUCUUCUGAAAACAACACAAUUAAUCAACCAACUCAACUCACAGUUAGUAUCAUCAUCAGGUUCAGGUGGUUUAACAAUUUUUGCACCAGAAGACAGUGAUUUCUCUAAACUCAAAGCAGGGUUCUUAAACUCUCUAUCUGAUAGACAAAAAGUUGAACUCUUGCAGUUUCACACUCUUGCUUCAUUCAUUUCAAUCUCAAACUUCGAUACCUUAACCAACCCUGUUCAGACACAGGCCGGUGAUGAUGCUAGGCUUCAACUUAAUGUUACUACUUACGGUGGAAACCAAGUUAGUAUGGCUACUGGAGCCGUUAAUGCUUCCGUUACCGGUACUGUUUAG
Lathyrus sativus (Indian pea) is the source of this 657-nucleotide messenger RNA. Lineage: Eukaryota; Viridiplantae; Streptophyta; Magnoliopsida; Fabales; Fabaceae. The record is from the annotation of a GenBank genome assembly.